UCCCAGCUAUGGGGGGAGUGGAGUCUAGGGGUUAGAGUGGAGGGACUGGGAGCCAGGACUCCUGGGCUCUCCCCCUGGCUGUGGGGUCUAGUGGGUUAGAGCAGGGGAGUCAGUACUCUUGGGUUCUCCCCUGUAAUAGUUAGAGAUGCGGGAGGCUAGGAAUUGCCACAAGCUCCGUGCAGGUACAGGAGGCUGUCCACAUAGAAUGACUUGCAAGAUAGUGGCCUUAGUCUAGUUAAAGUGGGAGUUUCCUGGAGAGGGUGGGGACAACCACCCCAAAACAUCUCUCCAGUUCCUGCCAAAGAAUCCUGCAUGAAAUUUCAUUUGCACCUGGGGCACACAGCAACAGGAGAGGGCACAACCUUUUAUGGAGCCAAAGGCCCAGUAUGAACCAGUGGUGCAAGGUGCAGCUACAGAAAUCCCAAUCUGGCCUUUAAAUGGUGCACUAAAGGCCAGAUUUAACCCUGGUGCAACUCUCAUUGGGUUCAGUGGGGUUGAUCAGCUUACAGAAGUGCUGGAUUUGGCCCUGUGUGGUGAAGUGAAUUACUGCAAUUUGCUGUUCACCUCUGGAGCCCUGAGUUUAGACCUGCCAGAGGUUCAAGUCAUGAGAUAUCAAUGGGGCUGAUCCUUCUGCCUUCAUUGAUCUCAAUAUGGGGAUGCUUAGAAUCUCUGAAAAAUCAGGCCAAUGGUCUCACAUAAACAAGGAUGAAGACUAUUGUUAGUAAGUCACCUUUGAAAAGCCAGAUCUCAUUCAAAGUUGUUUAUUGCAUAGGGUGAAGGCAGUGAGUGAAAAUGAAGUGGUUGACGUUUUGUGUCUUAUAACACAAGAGUUUGGUGCCUGGAAAGGAUCUGAAUUAAGCAUCAGCUAAGCAAAGCUUCUGUAUGUGAUGCCUUAACCACAGCGUGAGAUGUUCCCCUCUCCCCCACGGGGAAGCAUCAUGCUGACCAGUAUCGCCGAUGGGAUCAUGUGUUGCCUGAUGGGCAAGACAACCAACGCGGUGGGGCCCGUGGACAGCGUUGAGUCCAGCGACGGCUACAGCUUCCUGGAGGUGAAGCCCGGGAGGGUCCUGCGGGUGAAACACACCCUGCCCACCCGCCGGCCCGAGGAGGGGCCCGAGGGGGGGCCCGAGCGGGGCGUGGUGCACUGUAAGCGCAAGAUCACCCUCUACCGCAACGGGCAGCUGGUGAUCGAGAACCUGGGCGAUGCUAUCCGCUCCGAGCUCCUGCACUGCCAGAACGGCCCCGGGGAGCCCCAGAGCACCAUGGAACUGGAGCUCUCGGACGUUGCCGGCAAUGCCUCCACCCAGGGCACCGCCGCCAACCCAGGCUCCGGCGCCCGGCAGGCUCCAGCGCCCGGCAAGCGCCGGAAGCGCAAGCCCAAGAAGGUCGUCAACAUCGACUGCAAGAAGCAGAUCAGCAGCUGCAAGGGGACGCAGAGCGACGUGGUGCUGUUCUUCAUCCACGGCGUGGGCGGCUCCCUGGACAUCUGGAAGGAGCAGCUGGACUUCUUCAGCAAGCUGGGCUACGAGGUGGUGGCCCCGGACCUGGCCGGACAUGGCUGUAGCUCCGCCCCGCAGAUCGCGGCCGCCUACACCUUCUACGCCCUGGCCGAAGACAUGAGGGCCGUCUUCAAGCGCUAUGCAAAGAAGAGGAACAUCCUGAUAGGCCACUCGUAUGGGGUUUCCUUCUGCACCUUCCUAGCCCACGAGUACCCGGACCUGGUCCACAAGGUGAUCAUGAUCAACGGGGGCGGCCCCACCGCGCUGGAGCCCAGCCUGUGCUCCAUUUUCAACAUGCCAACCUGCAUCCUUCACUGCCUGUCCCCCUGCCUGGCCUGGAGCUUCCUCAAGGCUGGCUUCGCUCGCCAGGGUGCCAAAGAGAAGCAGCUGCUCAAGGAAGGCAACGCCUUCAACGUCUCCUCCUUCGUCCUGCGGGCCAUGAUGAGCGGCCAGUACUGGCCGGAGGGCGACGAGGUCUAUCACGCCGAGCUCACCGUGCCGGUGCUGCUGGUGCACGGCAUGCAUGACAAGUUUGUGCCAGUGGAGGAGGAUCAGCGGAUGGCCGAGAUCCUGCUGCUCGCGUUCCUGAAGGUGAUUGACGAGGGCAGUCACAUGGUGAUGAUGGAGUGUCCGGAGACGGUGAACACCCUGCUCCAUGAGUUCCUCCUGUGGGAGCCCGAGAUGCCCGCCGGGGAAGGGCGAGAAGUGGAGAAGAAAUAAGCCAGGCAGCGAGUGGUGACCCGGCUGCGGUGCUGCUUUGACGGGAGGGACUUUUCGACGUGGAGAGAGACGGGGUCUGAGUGCAGGCGCAGAGGGGGUGUGGUGGAAAGCCUCCCCCCCACGUAUGGAGCUGUUUCCUUCCCUGGGUACAGCUGGAUUGGAAGCUGGGCUGGCUGGCGGCUAAGCACAAUGGCUUCAAGGGGAGCGUCUUUGCAGGGCUGGCGUGUGCAGGCUGGCGGCAGGAGUAGGGGCGCGCUCCCUGGGAGGGCUGCUGGAGCAUCUUCAUCCUGUUUCCUUGUAGUAUAAUUUCUCUCAUUCAAUGGCCCCAUUUGGGGCAGGGGGUGGAGAAGCGAGACUGUGGGGAGGGGCUCAGACCGGUUCCUCUAGGUACAGCCCGAGGGGCAUCCCACCCCCCAUGCACCAAAGGGGAAGCCAAGAGAUGAGGAUGGCUCUGCCCCCUGGACAAAGCCACAAGGGGCAGCAUCUUCCCAGGAGCUCUUAGCAACUAGAUCCCCCCUUUGCUUCGGCUGAACGUGUGCCAGCCCCGGGCAGCUGGAGCCCCUGGCCGGAGGGCCAGUGGUGGGCUUGGCCCUGCCUGACACAGGGUACCUGCCCCGAGGAGCUCACAGCCUAAAGGGCGUGCGGCUUUUGUCCCGGCGAGAAGAGAGGACUGGUCACCGCACGUCCGGCUGGUAGCAGAGCACGGCGGGAUAGUGACUGGUGGGGCCAGACUCCGAAGAGCAGCCCGAGAGCCUGGCUCUGGCAUGGAGGGACGGCUCCUGCCGACUGCUAGCUGCCCUGCCUUGGGGCGGGGCCCCUAGAUCUGCUUGACAGGAGGGGGCAGCUCAGCAAAGGACGAGCUAUCCAGCAGCAGGCUCUCCUGUUAUUUCACAGCACCCCCCAGGCCCGCCUUCCACCUCCUAAACCACCAGUGCUUUAGGUACCUUUCCCCUGGCUUCAUCCACACUACGAGCCUGUUUCCCCACACAACCUUCAGUGAACUGAUGGGGCCGGAGGAGGGGUUUGGGGAACUGAUUUUGAAGCUGCCCCCCGAUCAGUCAGACCGUAGGUCAAGGACACUGCAUCCGGAUGCGCUGCGACUCCAAACUGCUCCCUUUGCUGUGGCCAGGCCCUGCCUCAGAGCAUUUCUCUCACCAGCUGAGCGGCUCCCGAGCACAUAGUUUGGUAGCCCUGCCGGAAGCUGAGCGCGUCCGCACGCGAAGCGGAGAGGGAGCUGUGACACGUCAUCUUCUAGCCAUUAACACACUGUGCGUCCGUCCAGCCCUUUAGUGUCACCUUUUGCACCAAAACCUGGUGGGCGUCGAGUAAUCUAGCCCAGGGUUAGGGUGGGGAGGGGAACGCUGCAAGUAACGAAAGAAAAUCAGUCACGUUCCUAUAGCUGCAAGUACUAUGGAAAAACAACCCUUGGACCUGGUCCAUGCGGCUUUUCCUGUGGAGCCUGGCAAACCCAGCAGCGGGGCAGGCACCGUCCGGGAGGGGCUGAGUCUGCUGCAGAACAGGGGCUAUGAAGAGUUGAAAGUUGAGCUCUGAGACAGGGUACCUUUGACAGCAGCGACCAUUUCAUCCAUUCCACCACGGGGUGCACAGAAGCUGGGGCCCGUUGAACAGUGUCCAGCUGCAGGCCAGACUGACCCAGAGUCUCCCCCCACCCCUCAUUUUCAGCGACUAGGAGUGAGGGGAUGGGUGGGGGCUGCUGCGGGCCAGAGACCUGGCUGGGACAGCCGGGCAGGCCUCCGCGGCUCCCUCCUUCCCCACGCUGGAUUAUUGCCAGCUGACGGCCCAUGAAGGAACAGCACUUUGUGGGUGUACGGCUGCACAGCCAACCCUGUGCGGCACCGCCCGGGCCACCAGAGCCCACGCCGGGCUCAGCUAUCUCCCUUCCCUGCUCUGUCAUCGAAACCAAAGAGAUACAAACGAGCUCCCGCACUCUGCAGAGAACAGAAGGGGGGGGGCAGAUCUGCACCCCAAGAACAGAGGCUGAGCCGAUCCUCCACUGGAGCCAGAUCGAGUUGCUGGAAGGACCUUGGGGGGCCCCUUGAGUGCAGCUGGCCCCCUGCUCUUCUGCACAGCCAGGGCUGAGGUGCUUCCAAAGUGCCAGGCCAUGGGAGGGGCUUCUGCGCCCACCUGCGCGACGGCCCCACUGCUCCAGGCACGCUCGGCCCUGCCACGGACUGCAGCGGCCAUGGGCCAAGCCAAAAGCCACUGCUGAGCUUGGCUUGUCCCCGGGGAGCACAGCCCCAGGGCCUCUGACACGACAACAGUAACCGCCGAAAGCCUAGCGAUGGCCCGGCCAGAACAUAACCCGUCUCCCGAGACAGCAGGUUCUAGUGGGGAGGAAGCCUGAGUGUGGCAACCCGACUCCCUGCCCGCGGCUCCCCGGGAACCAGCGGGUUUUGAUCACUGACUGAAGGGCGUCAUGCCCGAGUGCUCCUGACCCAUGCAGCCGUGGUGAACUUGGCCAGCGCUCUGCUCUCCGUACUGGUUUGUCUCAUAAUGAGAAUUUUAACGACUUACAAGUCCAUUUACACAGUCGAUUUUGCCUCUAGUGAAUUGUGUGACCAAGUGGCUGCUAUUAACCUGGGGAGGCAGGAAUUUCUAGACUAAUGCCACCUGGACACCCUCGUCAGCAGUGACAUGGCUGGACAACCCCCGGGUUACAGCAUCUCUAUUAGCCUUAGUGGACGCUGCCUAGCACUUCAGCCUUCUGAUGUUUCUUUCAGACCAGCUGCAGAAAUGUGCAGAGACCUGUCAUAACCUUCCCUUUGCAAACUGAAUCCUCGGCGGUUAUUGCUCUGGGACUCGGAGGCACUUUGCUUUUGAAUGAAACAUAGGACUGGUCAGGAAAGAUCCCCCAGCCCAUUGGGACAGCGCAGGGGGAUGUUAACCUGUGCUGUGGUCCAGUCCCACUCUGGGUAAUUACUUCGUGCCUGCUUCAAAUUAACCCUGCCAUUUCCGAUUGAAACUGCUGCACAGCCUUUUGCUACAUGCUAUAAAACAGCUGCUGCAUUUCGGUGGGCAGGGAAAUUAUCCGGCUGUGGGUCAGACAGCCCUGGCUCACUGGACACUACAAACAGAUUCUCUUUGCACAGGAUUUGCAUGGGCAUCUCGGAGAUAAGCAGCAACUCAGCCAGCCCUGGCCCCGAGCAGCAGCAAAACGACACAGCAGCUUCCCAGGAGGAAGGACUAAAUGGCAGACCGGCUCCUGGCUCUCGUUCCUAGUUCUGAUGGGGUCCGGAAACGCUAACGCCGAGGGGUCUGUCAGACACACCCCGGAAUGAGGAAUGUGCAGUAACAACCCCAUUGCCAGGAGUGGGUUUGUGCUGGACCCUGUGCUGAGUGCAGACUGGGGCAUGGCUGCAGCGCCAGCCAGGCACAGGAGAACAGUCACUGUAGCUCAAAGAAACCUCUGCUUACUGCAGUAGACAGACGUGUCUCCCUCCCACCCCCCAACACGGGGGCAGCAGUGGGCAGCUAUUGACCAUGGCAAAGCCCUGGACCCAAUUCCUCCUCCCUGACACCAGUGGGUAUAAAAUGCCACCGACUCCAAACAGCACCGCCUUAGCACUGGGGGUUAAGGGCUGCCCCAGGUGUGGGGUGAAGAGGAGGUGGGUCACCUGGGUGCAGCCCUGUCCCCCCCACCCCCAUUAGAGCAGGGUGUGUUCCACUAGCCCCACUGAUGAGGGGAGGGGAGGAGCUGUUCUCCAGUGAGGAAGGAGGGAGAAAAGGCCAAUGCUUUGGCUUAGGUUCUCUCCCGCUAGGUGCAAGGGUGAGCUUCCCAGAGAACCGUCUCUAACCUCUGUGGCCUGCGGACGGAAGCCUGCUGCUGGCACUGGUCUGCCAGGCUGGCUGAUUUGACCCUGAACAGUCCCUCCCUACAGCUGAGCCCCAAGAGCGGCUUCCCCCGGCCUCCUGAUUUGUACUUGGAAACACAGGGUUGACCUUGCCGCUGUCUUGAGGUGACUGUUACUGUGCCCUGCUGUGGCACACGUUCUUUUACGUGUCUGGUGCCAUGAAUUCCGGAGUCGGUGCCGCUUGUACCUGACCCUGCUUGUGCUGAAGCAAAAGGGAAGUUGUGCACUGUCAUCCACCCUGUAAAGAUGACCCCCUAACCUGUGAGCGUGCCAUUUCCUACAGUAAAGAGCAAUUCUCUUCUCAGCACCCGGGACUUUAUUAACACAGUGACAGGCUCCUGCAGCCCUGUGCUCAGCAUAGGCCGGAGUCCGUCACUGCCGCUCUGUCA
This is a messenger RNA of Mauremys mutica (yellowpond turtle), 6480 nucleotides long. It is a transcript of the gene ABHD8, whose product is annotated as abhydrolase domain containing 8. The transcript is spliced from 5 exons. Gene Ontology annotation, molecular function: catalytic activity. Bases 909 to 2219 code for a protein of 436 amino acids. The record is from RefSeq and is a predicted model, not a curated record. NCBI's taxonomy places the organism in Eukaryota, Metazoa, Chordata, Testudines, Geoemydidae.